Molecule: messenger RNA, 2493 nt
Organism: Rasamsonia emersonii CBS 393.64
Lineage: Eukaryota; Fungi; Ascomycota; Eurotiomycetes; Eurotiales; Trichocomaceae
Product: Molybdopterin cofactor sulfurase
Exons: 1
Coding region: 1-2493 (830 amino acids)
Biological process (GO): molybdopterin cofactor metabolic process
Molecular function (GO): molybdenum cofactor sulfurtransferase activity
Source: RefSeq, a predicted model, not a curated record
AUGGAUUCGAAGAUGUACGACGUCGAUAAAAUCAGGAAGAAGGAGUAUCCCGCUCUAAAUGGUAUGGAGAAUUUGGUCUGUCUGUCAACAGCGGAAACUCACCAUCUUUUUCUAGAGACAUGCUAUCUCGACUACGCGGGUACGACUCCGUACGCCAGGUCGUUGGUCGACAGGGCUGCUGCAGAUCUGAAAGCGUCGCUGUACGGGAAUCCGCACUCGAAUUCAGCAUCUUCACUUCGUGCAACAGAAAAGGUCGAGCGUGUUCGACGGCGAGUGUUGGAUUUCUUUCGCGCCGAUCCCGCCCACUUCGAUGUCAUCGUCGUCGCCAAUGCUACUGCUGCCAUAAAGCUGGUUGGAUAUAGCUUCCAAGACUAUGCUUCGGCCGGCGGGUUCUGGUACGGGUAUCACUCCGAUUCGCAUACAAGUUUGGUCGGUCUCAGGGAACUAGCACGCUCUGGCUAUCAUUGCUUUCGCUCUGAUAAUGAAGUGGAGAAGUGGCUUAAAGGGACAACGAUGGAUUUGGUUGGAGAUGACGAAAGGCCCUCGUCGCUGGCUGCAGACAAGACUGUUCGACUCCUGGCAUAUCCAGCCCAGUCAAACCUCAACGGACGUCGUCUACAAAACGACUGGCCGCUCCGAGUUCGCCAACUCGUUAAAGAGACCGGACAAAAGAUAUUCACACUCUUGGAUGCGGCCGCUUUUGUAUCAACAGCGCAGCUUGAUCUGUCGGAUGUGGAGACGGCGCCGGAUUUCACGGCACUCAGUUUCUACAAGAUCUUCGGUUUGCCGGACCUUGGUGCGUUGAUCGUACGCAAGGAAUCGGGCGACAUCUUGCUCUCGAGACGAUACUUUGGCGGAGGCACGGUGGACAUGGUCAUCGCGUACGGCAGAUGGCAUGCACGAAAGACGGAAAGCCUGCAUGACGUUCUGGAGGACGGGACAGUGCCGUUCCACAGCUUGACCACGCUCGACUCCGCCAUUAGUGUGCAUGAGUCUCUGUUCUCCUCGAUGGCAAUGAUAUCAAUGCACGUUACAUUGCUGUCGCAGGAAUUAUACGCAGGCUUGUCACAGCUCCGGCAUGCAAAUGGCCGUUCGGUGUGCCACAUCUACAAGGGAAUCGGCAGCACUUACGGCGAUAGUGCAACUCAAGGACCGACAGUGGCGUUCAAUAUACGCCGCGGAAACGGCGCAUGGAUUCCGGUGGAACAUUUUGAAGCCCUCGCAAACGCAUGCAACAUUCAGAUCCGCACUGGUGGAGUGUGCAACCCCGGCGGGAUCGCGGAGAACCUGCAGUUGCAACCGUGGGAGAUGCGCAGGAACUUCUUCGAGGGCUUUCGCUGUGGCCAUCCGUUCAAGAUCCGCGCUGGAAAGCCCACUGGAGUCAUCCGGGCAAGUCUGGGAGCCAUGUCGAACAGAGCUGACGUCGAGACGUUUGUCUCUUUUGUUCGGAAAUUCUUUGUCGAUGCAGACACCAAGGAAAACUAUUCCUGUUCGACCACGUCCCAACGCGAACAUGAUUCAUGGACGGUGCAGAGACUGCGAAUAUACCCUAUCAGACACGGUCCAGGCUGGGAUGUGCCCUGGGAUCAGGAUUGGGAAGUCGAAGAGAGACGUCUCGCAUUUGAUGGGGAGUGGUGUGUAUUAGACGAUGUGCAGGGAAAAGUGAUUACGGAUCCGACGCUCACAACACGAUUGCACCCUGAAUUACGUCUCAAGGAAGGGAUUCUUCGAAUUUCAUGGCCUCAGACAACAAAUCGUCUGGACAUUAAUCUGUGGGACUCACCUACAGGCGACUGGGUCGUUGGCUCGCUGGAGACGACGACAAAGUCGACUCGAAGGAUUGCCAGAAGAUAUGUGUCUGAGGACAUUUCAAAGUUCCUGUCUUCUGUACUUGGACGAUCAUGCACACUGGCACGCUACUCUGACUUUGGCAUCAAUGAUGUUCUUCCGGUGUCUGUGGGAGAUGAUUUCAGUCCGAAGCAUAGUGCCGUGGACCAGGGUAUAAAGAUACAAUUCUGUUCAUGGGGCGCUGAGAAGCUCUCCCCUCCAGAUUCGUCAGAAUCAAAUAUCUUACUGCUGUCAUCAAAAGGGAGGAACCCCACGAAAGGCCCUCGGGAAAUGCAGUACCUUCAAAUCGGGACGCAAAAGUUUACCUCUAUUGUAUCUGAGCACUCACAGAAACAGGCCUUACUGUCACCAGAACCGCCGAUCAUUCUAUUCCGACGGCUUCCUGACAGUCAGGAAUCCGUCGUCUCGCAGAACACGGUUGUACAGGUGGGCGACCAAGCUGAAGCUUUCGACCAGAAGGGGAAUCAAUUUCCAGAAGUCGAAGAUUCCACCUCGUUUCUGUUCUGUCCUGUUUCGGGCUGUCCUGAGAAACGGCCAUGUUAUGAGUCCCUGACCCAACACUUGAAGAAUCACGCGGAAGAAUUCCUGAGAUCAAGGCAGAGGAAGAAGACGUGGAAACAGAGACUCUUUCGUUGUCGUCACUGA